This is a messenger RNA of Podarcis lilfordi (Lilford's wall lizard), 7815 nucleotides long. Lineage: Eukaryota; Metazoa; Chordata; Lepidosauria; Squamata; Lacertidae. The record is from the annotation of a GenBank genome assembly.
AUGGGGCGGAAACGAUCCCUCUUGCUACAUUGCACAUCAAAAGGUGAACACAAAGUGUUUGCGGUACUAAAAACGUAAUGGAGGAAAACUAAAGCCAUUUUCCUCUCCCCGUUGUCUCUGCCAAUGAAAUGGUUGCUCAUUACAGCAGCCCACAAAGAUUAAAGCAUUUUAAGCCAUUUUAAAUUUAGAUCAACUUUUGGUGAGCGCAGCCAAGACUCAUAGCAGGGUGUCCCUUGCUGCUCUGCAUAGCAUCUGGCCUGAGUGCUUCUUCCAACCAACCGGCAGCCGUUUAGAGAGGGGCUUUGUGUGUGGUGGCAUUGUUUUCGUGAGACAUUGGCUCUAUGUCCAAAAGUAUGUUUCCACAGUCACUUCUGGUUUCAGCUGGGUACAGAUUUGCCAGGUGUCAGGUGUAAGUCUACUGGAGGAGAACAAGAACAGGAGUGAUAGCCGCUGCUUGGAGACACCUUUGGAAAAAGCCGAGUAGCAGAACUUGUACUUACUAGCCCCUCUGCCUGAGCUCUUUUGGAAACCACCAGGAUGUCCCUAUUUUCAUUGGAGAACUGCUGGAGGGUAAAGACCCCCAAACCAUCUGAAGGCCAUAGGGAAGGUUUCUGUUUAGCGUUUUAUUAUGUUUUUAUAUAUGUUGGAAGCCACCCAGAGUGACUGGGGCAACCCAUUCAGAUGGGUAGGGUAUAAAUAGUAUAUUAUUAUUAUUAUUAUUACUACUACUACUACUACUACUACUACUAUUACUACUACUAUUAAAUAGGGUAUCCAUAUUUUCGUUGGAGAAAUGUUGGAGGUUAUGUAAUGACUCAGGAAGUCACAACCAUUCACCAUUGAAUGGUACAUGACAAGAAGACUGGCUACUUGUGUUUCGAAUAAAGUGCACGGUGUUGCUUCCUAAGAACAUUUUUGUUGUGGAGGCGUUUACAUGCGUCUCAGCCAAGUCUGUCAUACUGAUAUAUCUCAGAGGACACUUUCAUAUCUGCGUUCCCUGUAUGGGUCUGGGACGCGCAUUCCCAUAUUUCACUUCGCUGUAUGUCACUUUGUUAAGUGAGGAGGCGGACAACCUAUUGGUUUUCUUUCAUUUUCUGAUGCCCGGUGGCACAUGCACACAACAUAUGUAUUAUUGUAUCCUUUUGGCAGUCUCAUCACAAGCAUCUGCUGUGCAAGGCCAGAGACGGCGCAUACCUGGGCCUCAAUGUGAUAACAGCAUCAGAUCGCUCUUGCCUUCACCUUCUGGAAAAGUUCAGCUCUCUACAACAGCUUGAGGUCCAGACAUGAGGCCGAGCAGGAGAAGGUAAAGGGCACAGCAAAUCUAGUCAGUGUAGCAAAAGUAAAAUGAAAAAUUGUGUUGGCCUGACCUCCUCCAAACCUCCGUCCAUUUUCCUGGAAAGCUUCCAAGACUGCAAAACAGUUACAGGACAUAUGAGCCCAGUGAAGUAUGUGACAUGAGUUGUAAAAGCGAUAUUAAGCUCUUUUUGAUGGGUAAUUUAGCAGAGGAAAGGGAGAAACAAUGGAAAAGGAGAUAGAACACAUUUCUAGGACUGCAAUUCACAAUACAGUGGUACCUUGGGUUAAGUACUUAAUUCGCUCAGGAGGUCCGUUCUUAACCUGAAACUGUUCUUAACCUGAAGCACCACUUUAGCUAAUGGGGCUUCCCGCUGCUGCUGCGCCGCCGAAGCACGAUUUCUGUUCUCAUCCUGAAGCAAAGUUCUUAACCUGAGGUAAUAUUUCUGGGUUAGCAGAGCCUAUAACCUGAAGCGUAUGUAACCUGAAGAGUAUGUAACCCAAGGUACCACUGUACAGCAAAGAAAGGGCAGAAACAAAUUGAGAGAGCUGCAGGAGUAAGAGGGGAAGAAGAAUCCCAACGCAGUUCAGUAUUUCAUAAAAGCCACUAGUCUACUGGCAAUCAGAAAUAUAACCCUACCAUAGACACAGUGUAGAGAAGUUCCCCGCCCCCACCUGAGGGCCACAUUCCCUUAUGGGAAACCUUCAAGGAGCCACAUGCCAGUAACGGAUGGAACCAGGGCUGUGGUGGCGUCUGUACAUUGGGACUGGAAGGGCAGAAAGCAGGAAAGUCAAUGGUUGGUGGAGCCAGAGCCAAUGACAGGGGGAGGUCAUUCGCUCUAGUUUUGCCCCCAUCUUCCUCCCUGCUGUGUUCUACAAGAGCAAAGCUGAGUUUAAGGAGGAGGAAUUUGACAGCCGGGGGCACCCACUGGGCUGGUUGCCAUUUAGAAGGCAGGCAAGUGGGAGCUGGUUGAGGGCAUCACCUCAUUUGCCUUUAUGGGGUGCUGAAUCAGAGACAAAAGCUGAAAGGAGCAAUGGAAGUGACUUUUAGCUUUGUACAGCAGGUUGCAUUCCAGCCACACAAAAGCCCAAAGUUUCCAUGGACACACGCACACAUGUGCAACCCUCUGAAUCACAAUUCAAGGUUGCGUGGCAUAGAGAGCUGGGCCAGAGAGAACCUGUGGCCUCAGGACAGCCCUGAGGGCCGGGUAGAGAAGCCUAGGGGGCCACAUUCAGCCCAUGGGCCAGAGAUUUCCCACCAGCCUCUGAGGAGCACCAUGUGGCCAUCUGUGAUUUGCCAACAAAGGCCCAAACUAGACAUGAUGUUUGUUACUUUGCCCUUGCAUGGUUGAUUUUUCUUUAACAAAUAGUGUGUUGGGGGCAAGGUGGGUCAAGAUUGUCUCAUGCAAUGGAGGAAGCUUCUUCCCUUUCUCCAUCUAUGGUCCCAGUUGGAAUUCCUCUACCACAUCUGCUCUUUUAUAACGCGAAGAAAGCUUCCAUUGCAUAUUGGUAAAGGUAAAGGAAAAGGGACCCCUGACCAUUAGGUCCAGUCGUGGCCAACUCUGGGGUUGCGGCGCUCAUCUCGCUUUAUUGGCCGAGGGAGCCGGCGUACAGCUUCCGGGUCAUGUGGCCAGCAUGACUAAGCCGCUUCUGGCGAACCAGAGCAGCGCACGGAAACGCCGUUUACCUUCCUGCCAGAGCGGUACCUAUUUAUCUACUUGCACUUUGACAUGCUUUCAAACUGCUAGGUUGGCAGGAGCAGGGACUGAGCAACGGGAGCUCACCCCGUCGCGGGGAUUCGAACUGCCGACCUUCUGAUCGGCAAGCCCUAGGCUCCUUAGUUUAACCCACAGCGCCACCCGCGUCCCUUUGCAUAUUGGUAGGUUGGACCAAAACACAUUUAUUUGGAUGCAAAGCCCAGUCACUUCAACAGAACUUGCAAGUAAGGUCAGAUCCACACCAUGCAGUGGGGAAAAGGGAAAGGUCAGAAUGGUGGACAUGUCACAUUAUAACCCCAGCAUCCUUGUAUCAUUUCCUCAAGCUUGAUAUGAAAAUCUGAGCUGCCUAUUGGAGUGAAAACAUAUUGCACAUAAAAAGUGCAUGUAGGCUGAGUAAAACACAGUGUUCAUAUCACCUAUGGAAAGGGGAGAGAAGGUUGUAAAAUUAUUUAGAGAAAUGUGGCCGCCGAACAGUCUGCAAUUUAUGCCUUGUGACUUUACUGCUUAAUAACACGCAACCUAUUUGUCAACAGAUGCGGGAGGAAACAAUCUCUCUUGCUGCAUUAAAAUUAAUUUUGAAUUGUGUAUAUUACGAGAACAUUGUUCCGUUAUUAACAACACACAUUUUGAAUAUGUAAACAGCUCUGUGUUACCAUAAUUAUAGGAAAUGAUGGAACUUCGCCUAGCACUGGAAUUCACUGAUGGAAGACCCUGCAGAGGGUGGGUUUCUCCCCUCCUCUCUGCCUCCGAGCGUCGCGAAUCAUGCAUAAUGCAUCAAUGCAGGCUGCAGCUGCAAACAGCAACCUGGCUUAUGAGAUAUUUUGAAAUUGUUUUUAUUACUCACGGAAGUAGCCUUUUAUCUGCUCCCCACAGGAAAAAAGAGAGGGAGAGAGAUUGUUUAAAACAUAAUGGUAAAUUAGCAAAAUAUUUUCUUCCUGGGUUUGACUCCUUGUUCAGAAAAACAACACAGAGCCUACUGAAUGCAAACAAAGGAUUUGCAGUGACUUAAGCGGUCUUUACAGUAAGCACUUGAGCAGAGAAUAGGGGUGCAUAGUAAAAAGACAAAACUGGAAGAGCCGGAAGUAGACAGGGACGGCCCUACCAUUAGGCAAAGUGAGGCAAUUCCUCCUGAGCCCCUUGGCCAUUCCCAUCUGCUGGGAAACAGAACGGUGUGUGCCACAGCAGGACUGUAUGUGCAUCUCAUGCACCCAGUAAACCAGUCUUCUGCCCUCAGGUGCAUCAGAGGUUGCUGUCUCAUUUUUGGUGUUGUAAUAAGAUUCAACUGACAGCCUAAUCAAGUUCUGUAUGUGGAAUUGAGUGUGUGCCUUGUCCUUUGCCUCAGACAGAAAAAGGUAUUGGGGUGGCCCUGGAAAUAUUAGUAACUGGGUGGGGGAUGGGAAUACCAUACUGUGUGUUGGGUAUUGUGUGACAUUGGAAUGCAAAAAGGUAUGUUCUGUUUGCAUAGAAAUUCAUUAUUUUGAAAUUAACACCAAAGUUCUUUGCAAGGGCCUGUGUCCAAAUCCCAUGGAAGCUCACUUAUUUGCCUCGUUCCCUAAUGUGUUCCUAGCUCACUUCUUAGAAAACAGAACACCUGUUUUUCUCAGCGAAAUGGGGAAAACUGAGGGAUGUUUCUGUUCUAUCAUUGCUGAAGGAUAUAUCAGUGAAGCAGAACAAUGAGGAAUCAGAAGGUUUGCAAUCUUGGACGAAAAUACACUAUAUAUUCAAUUCCAGAAAUGUUGCUGUGUUGCAUUGUCGGUGCAGAAACAACAAAAGCAUAUUAUGGCAUACCACAGGAAAUCAAGAGCCGGGAAGAGAAAUUGAGGACGAAAAUACAUUAUGUGGACAGACUUGAAAAUUCUUCAGGUAGUCAUGGUGGUUUCACUCGCAGGCUUUAAUUAAUGCGUCUCUCCCCCUGACACAGCACAAUGUAUAUUUUUACAGGAGUAGACUUAGCGGUGUAGGAUUUGUAUCAUCUAAUUACUGCCAUUCUCUUUUCCUCAAGUAAGGAAAAGGCAGCAUCUCUUUGUGUGCCUUCUUGCCUCCUGCAGACUGUGUCUACAACUGAGGAUUUCUGCACUUACAGGUGAGACGGCUAUACAUGGAUAUACAUACAAAAGGGCGUGAUGCCACCCUAGUCCUGGCUGCCUAUAAGCUACUGGCCCCACUUUAAGGUUUUAGGUAUCUAAACCCCUUCACAGCCUGGGACUCAGGUAUUUAUCAACAUACCAUACACACCAGCUCCUAGGGGCCAAGGCACUUUCGCACCAGCCCCCAAUGUUUUUUUCUGAGGGAUCCAGGGCCCCUCAACAUUCAGAGAAGAUGGCACCUCUGCAACACACCUUGUCAAAUAUAAUUUGCCCCCGAUCUUGUGGUUAACCCAGAGGAGGUGGGGACUCUUCUUGUUGUCCCUUCUGGGAAUCUGACCCAUGUGAAAGGCUUUUUCUCCUGAUUCUGGAGUUCCCUUCCCCAGGAAGUCUGGGCAGUGGAACUUACCAACAAGUAAAAACAAUUUUAUGCUCCCAUGCUUUUGAAGUAGACCAGUAGCUUACCAGUGCAGAUCUUGCCAGCUCAGCAUUGCUUGCUCAUAGGAGUCAUCUACUUGUGCACAGUGUAUGUAAACAUGUGUAAAUACUAGUGAGAGCCAGUUGGUUAAAGGGUUGGACUAGGACCUGGGGGACAAGGGUUCGAACCACCACUCAGCCAUGAAGCUCGCUGGGUGACCUUGGGCCAGUGACUGCCUCUCCACCUAACCUACCUCACAGAGUUGUUGUGGGGAUUAAAUGAGAAGGGGGAGAACCAUGUAUGCCACCUUGAGGUCCUUGGAGAAAAAGGCAGGAUAGAAAUGCAAUAUAUAAAUAAAAAUAGGGCCAAUAACAAAGAAUUCUCUGCCCUGCCUGUAACUUGAGACAUUCGACACAUACAUGCUAGCACCUGCCUGGAAAUGUUGUUUGUUUCGGUUAAAGCGAACACAUUUUUCGCUUGCUGCGAGGGCUACUCUUGCUACAGCAAAGCUUUGUUUGCCCUUCCCUCGUGUAUUUGCACAUGCUACUAUUGUCAAGUUACAGUGACAGGAAAAGGAGGAAAAACACACGGAUGUGCACACAAUAGGCAAGAAUGCGUUUCAGGGGAAAGCUUUGUUCCACAUGUUAGAUUUCUGAAAAACACUUUAAAAAAUACUAGGUGUGGAGAACAGCAAGCUAGCAUGUAUGGGGGCUGCUUCCCCCCACCCUUGCCUUCCCCAUCAAAUCUGCCAAUGCAGGUUCAGGGAUAACACUCCUGAAGUGGAAAGGGAAGCAGCACUGUGUUCCUUCCUCUCCUCCGGCGAAUGCCUGUACAAGCACCAAAUUUAUUUUAGUGCCUUUGGGGAUGACAAUUGAUUCUGACAAGAGAGAUGGGAGUAGAGCUGAUCUUUGUGGAGAAAAGUAAUAUUUGCUGCUCCCAGGUCCUGGAUAUUCCUCCCUGUGGCAGUGAAUCUUUUGUGUGUGUGUGUGUGUGUGGUGUUUACAGAGGCCUGUGAAGUUGCUGAGAGAAAUUACUCCAGGGGGGAACUAAGCACAAGGCCAUGUGUGUGGUGCUGAGACGUCUAGUCAAGAUAAAUUGGUGGCGAGACAGUAGGCCGUGUCUGAAGGAAACAAAUAUAACUGCCCCCUACAGGCAAUGAAGAAGGAUUAUUUGAGGGAACGAAUGCGCUUUGGAUGUGCUUUAAAGGUGUAGUGUGUACAUAGCUUUAGUUGCAUAGCACCCGAUGUCUUUCUACUUUCUUUUUAUUUAAUGGCUGGCAUUGUGAUUUGAAAUUUAUUUAUUUUUUAGUACCCUUUUGUAGUGGGUCUAAUGCAGUUUCCAUAUUGGUUGUUGGCUGUGGUUUGGACUCUUCUUCUUCUUCUUUGUGCAGUGCCCAGACAGCGAUAACUACGGAGCCUAAUUAUUCAGUAAAUAAGGAACAAGCAAACAAAUAAAUGUGGGUGUAGGCCACGGAUGACAGUUUCCUCAGUUAAUUGUCAUCACUAAACAGAAUCCUUUUAUAUGGGCCCUGCUUUCCUCUUGCUUCUCUUAAGUCACCCUUACAGUUGUCUCCCUUUUUCAAGGAAAUGGCAGAAUUGUUGCAAGGCCUGGUCCCUAAUCCCCGGUGUGGAGGAGCUACAUGGAUCUUAGGCCUCAAAAGCCAUGGUCUGCCUAUAGGACCAAGUAAGGGUAAGUUUCUUGUGGUAGCAUCUCCUACUUGCUUCUAGAUUGCUUUCCCUGCCCUUCAUAAAAUAUACAGACCACCCACCCAACAGCCAUGGCCUCCUGAGCAGGGGGUCAACUUGCCUUCUCUUGCUCCAUAUGCACUAAACACUUGGUGGAAUAUCAUUUGCUCUGCUCUUCUGAGCUCACAUUUCCAUCUAUCUUAUGUAUUAAAACAGAGCAGUCUUAAAACCACAUCUUCAGAGAGACUAAUGGAAUAAAAGUAACAUACUAUGGCAGUUUUAUUACCCUUAAAUAUGCUUUUAGUCUUCACAGGAAACAUUUCCAAAAUAAUGUUUGAGAGAUGUAGAAUGUGUUGGAAUAUAUUUUAUACACUGGGCAUCUUGGGACUUUUGUCCAGCCCCCACUGAAGAUGGUAGGAGACUUGUAGCUGUAUCUAAUGCAAGUUGAAUCCAUUCCCCAGUUCUUAUCUCUGAUAAAUAUCUUAUUUAUUGCUGGAUGCAAGUUCGGAAGAAAACCUACAUUUUUGAAAAAUGAUUCCAGUGUUCCAUAUUUCACUAAAUCUUCUAAUCAGUCUCUCCCACCCCCGUUUUGUCUGAUAGAAUACAAUCCCACAUAA